Messenger RNA from Tachyglossus aculeatus (Australian echidna), 4168 nucleotides. RefSeq names its product hypoxia up-regulated 1 (gene HYOU1). The record is from RefSeq and is a predicted model, not a curated record. Gene Ontology annotation, cellular component: endoplasmic reticulum chaperone complex. Gene Ontology annotation, biological process: cellular response to hypoxia; negative regulation of hypoxia-induced intrinsic apoptotic signaling pathway; endoplasmic reticulum unfolded protein response. The coding region runs from base 10 to 3066 and encodes 1018 amino acids. The transcript has 26 exons. Gene Ontology annotation, molecular function: ATP-dependent protein folding chaperone; ATP binding. Lineage: Eukaryota; Metazoa; Chordata; Mammalia; Monotremata; Tachyglossidae.
ACGUGGCCAAUGAGCAUGCGCGUCGCGGCCUGGACAGGAAUCAUGGCCGGGGACCACUGGACGUCGAAGCGACCCUGCUGGGCCCUCGCUGGGCUGCUGCUGCUGCUGCUGGCCAACCUCUGGGCGCCGACGGACGCGCUGGCGGUGAUGUCGGUGGACCUCGGCAGCGAAUCCAUGAAGGUGGCGAUCGUCAAACCCGGAGUGCCCAUGGAGAUCGUCCUGAACAAGGAAUCCCGGAGGAAAACCCCCGUCACCGUAGCCCUGAAGGAAAACGAACGGUUCUUCGGAGACAGCGCAGCCAGCGUGGCAAUCAAGAACCCGAAGGUGGCCCUGCGCUACUUCCAGGAUCUGCUGGGAAAAAGGGCGGACAACCCGCACGUGGCUCUCUACCGCAAGCGUUUCCCCGAGCACGAGCUGGCCACCGACCCGCAGAGGCAGACGGUGCUCUUCCGCCUCACCCCGCAGAUGCAGUUUUCUCCCGAGGAGGUCCUGGGGAUGGUCCUCAACUAUUCCCGCUCCCUAGCUGAGGAGUUCGCCGAGCAGCCCAUCAAGGACGCGGUGAUCACGGUGCCAGCCUUCUUCAACCAGGCGGAGCGGCGGGCCGUACUGCAGGCCGCCCGCAUGGCCGACCUCAAGGUCCUGCAGCUCAUCAACGCCAACACCGCCACGGCCCUCAGCUACGGCGUCUUCCGCCGCAAAGACAUCAACGCCACCGCCCAGAACGUGAUGUUCUACGACAUGGGGGCCGGCAGCACCGUCUGCACCAUCGUCACCUACCAGACGGUGAAGACCAAAGAGGCGGGGACGCAGCCCCAGCUGCAGAUCCGCGGGGUGGGCUUCGACCGCACCCUCGGGGGGCUGGAGAUGGAGCUGCGCCUGCGGGAGCACCUGGCCGGCCUGUUCAACGAGCAGCGGCGGGCACGGGGGGCCCCGGACGUGCGCGGGAACCCUCGGGCCAUGGCCAAGCUGCUGCGCGAGGCCAACCGGCUCAAGACCAUCCUGAGCGCCAACGCCGACCACAUGGCGCAGAUCGAGGGGCUGAUGGACGACGUGGACUUCAAGGCCAAGGUGACGCGGGCGGAGCUGGAGGAUCUGUGCGCGGACCUGUUCGAGCGCGUGCCGGGGCCCGUGCGGCAGGCGCUCAGCAGCGCCGAGAUGAGCCUGGACGAGAUCGAGCAGGUGAUUCUGGUCGGGGGAGCCACCCGGGUGCCCAAGGUGCAGGAGGCGCUGCUCAAAGCCGUGGGCAAAGAGGAGCUGGGGAAGAACAUCAAUGCAGACGAGGCCGCGGCCAUGGGGGCCGUGUACCAAGCGGCGGCGCUCAGUAAGGCCUUCAAGGUGAAGCCCUUCGGCGUGCGGGACGCCACCCUCUUCCCCAUCCAGGUGGAGUUCAGCCGGGAAGUGGAGGAGGAGAGCGGCGGCCGGAGCCUGAAGCACAACAGGCGCCUCCUGUUCUCCCGCAUGGGCCCCUACCCCCAGCGCAAGGUUAUCACCUUCAACCGCUACAGCCACGACUUCCACUUCAGCGUCAACUACGGCGACUUGGGCUUCCUGGGGCCGGAGGAUCUGCGGGUGUUCGGCUCUCUGAACCUGACCACGGUGAAGCUCAGGGGCGUGGGAGAGGCCUUCCAGAAACAUCCGGGCUACGAGUCCAAGGGCAUCAAGGCUCACUUCAACCUGGACGAGAGCGGCGUGCUGAGCCUCGACCGGGUGGAGUCGGUGUUCGAGACGACGGUGGAGGAGAAGCCCGAGGAGGAGUCCACUCUGACCAAGCUGGGCAACACCAUCUCCAGUCUGUUCGGCGGAGGCUCUGCCGCGGACACCCAGGAGAACGCCACUGAGUCCGCCCCGGAGGAGGAGGAAGGCCCAGCAGAGGGGAGCAAGGAAGAGCCCCCAAAGCAGGUGGAGCCCCAGGAGGGAGCUGAGACCCCCAAGGAGGAGGAGAAGCAGCCCGUGACCCCGGAGCCGGCCGCCGACAAGGCCCCUGACGGGGAGAAGGCGGCCGAGGAGGAGGAGGCGGCGGCGGCGGCGGGAGAGAAGAAGCCGGAGGGUCAGGAGUCGCGGGAGAAGGGCGAGGGCCAGGGCGGGGCCCAGGCCCCCGAGGAGGAGCCGCCCACAGCCAAGGCGCUGAAGAGACAGAAGCUGGUGGAGGAGAUCACGGCCGACGUGGUGGUGCUGGACCUGCCGGACCCGUCUGACGACCAGCUGGCGCUCUCCCUGCGGCGGCUCCAGGACCUGACCAUCCGCGAUCUGGAGAAGCAGGAGAGGGAGAAGGCCGCCAACAGCCUGGAGGCCUUUAUCUUCGAGACCCAGGACAAGCUGUACCAGCCCGAGUACCAGGAGGUGUCCACGGAGGAGCAGCGCGAGGAGAUCUCGGCCCGGCUGCGGGCCGCGGCCGCCUGGCUGGAGGACGAGGGCUUCGGGGCCAGCACCAAGGACCUGAAGGAGAAGUUGGCGGAGCUGCGCAAGCUGUGCCGGGGGCUGUUCUUGCGAGUGGACGAGCGUCGGAAGUGGCCAGAGCGGCUGGCCGCCCUCGACAGCCUCCUCAACCACUCCAGCAUCUUCCUCAAGGGUGCCCGGAUGAUCCCCGAGUUGGACCAGAUCUUCACGGAGGUGGAGAUGAACACCCUGGAGCGGCUCAUCAACGAGACGGGGGCCUGGAAGAACGCGACGCUGGCGGAGCAGGCCCGGCUGGCGCCCACGGAGAAACCGGUGCUGCUGUCGAAGGACAUCGAGGCCCGGAUGGCGGCCCUGGACCGCGAGGUGCAGUACCUGCUCAACAAGGCCAAGUUCGCCAAGCCGCGGCCCCGGGCCAAGGACAGGAACGCCACCAAGGCCGAGCCGCCCCUCAACGCCAGCGCCCCCGGCCCCGAGGCCGCCCCGCCCACAGCAGGGAAGCCGGAAGCCGGGAAGCCCGUCCCAGAGCCGCCUGUAGCAGGGACCGAAGCGGAGACCCCCGACUUAGGGGAAGCUGAGCCUCUGGAGCUGCCAGGGGCAGAUGAAGAGCAGAGGGAGCAGCCCGCCCCGCCCGAGGACGCCCGGGACACACGGAAGAACGACGAGCUAUAACCGCCCCGUGGUGCCCCCUCCCUCUAUUUAUUGCCCCCUCCCCUCACCCCCCGGGGCUUGCCCUCUUCCCCCCCCGGGGGUGGGCGGAGGGGCCGAGACAGCGGGAGCCCCCGGCCCCUGGUCCCCGAGAGAGGGCGGGGGCCGCCGCCCCGAAGCCGGCGACCGUCCAGUACACCACCUGGCCCACGCUGGGAGGCCCGACCUCCCGGUGGACGGGGCAAGGAGAGGGGAGGGGGCUGGCCGGAGGGCAUUAGGGAAUUGGGGGAGAGUUUCCAGUGGGGUUGGGCUCUUAUCCAACCCUCUUCUCUCUCUCUCUCUCUCAGAUUUUCUCGGUCUGGUCCCCCUCCUUUUCCCUCCCUCCCGCCUUCCCCCGUCUCCAUCCCCUCGUCAACCCCCCAGGACCCCCCCCAGCUCUCUGCAUCUCCCCGAACCCCCAGCUCAGCCGACAUCUCAUCUCAACUGCCGCCGCCCCCCGCCCCCCCAACACACCCAGUUUCAUGGGUGAGGCCCCGGAGGAUGGAUUUGGGCAGGCGGGAAGGAAGGAAGGAAGGGGCAGCACCCACUGGGCAUCCUACCCUUUUGAGUUUCCCCAUCUCUCGCUUUUUCCCCCCCUCCGCCCCCAUCCUCUUCUUUCCUGCCGCCGUCUCCCACUCCCAGGGGGACCAGACUGUGCUUUCUACUGUGAUUCCCCCGAGGGGAAGGAGAGGAAGCCACCGGGGAAAUGUAAAGGCUGACAUGGGGGGGACGGGGGGGUCCCGGUUCUCUCCCUGGGCACGUUGGAAGGUGGUACGGAGGAGUGGGUGGCUCUUCCUCCCAGGAUUUAUGAGCAACCUGGCUGGCUAGAUCUGGGUUCCCCCCCCAACGCACCCCAACACCACUACCUUAAUUUCUUUUUUUUUUUCUUUUUUGCCACAUUGGCAGAAACUGGGAUCCGGGUGUCUUUGCUCCCUCUCCUCCCCUACCACCACCCUUCUCCCAGCCCCAUCCCCGGGGCCUUCGUCUAGGCAUUGAGGCUGGUUGGAUAGUUUGGAGUGGAAUGGUGCUUUGCUCCGUUGUUAAUUGAUUGAGAAAUGGUUUCAAUAAAAUGGUCACUUUUCUACAA